This is a messenger RNA of Zootermopsis nevadensis, 2609 nucleotides long. The record is from RefSeq and is a predicted model, not a curated record. NCBI's taxonomy places the organism in Eukaryota, Metazoa, Arthropoda, Insecta, Blattodea, Termopsidae.
UUAAAUUUAUUGGCUUUUAAUAACUUACAUUGGGAAAAAAAACAUUGAAUAUAUUAUCCCCAAACUUUGUUCAGCAUGAUUUGCCAUGAGGACACAGUAAUGUUGAAAAUGGAUACUUUAAAACUACUUUACUUUGCUUAUUUCCAUUCCAUAAUGUCAUAUGGCAUUUUCUUCUGGGGAGGUUCGUCAGACGGCAAGAGAGCUUUUUCUGCACCAUAAUAUAAGUGUUUAGUUUCACCCUCCGACCGCCAUACCCGCUCUGUGCCGGAAAUCAAACUCCGUAGCCGGUCACUGUACUGACCGAUCUUUCUUAUUACUCUGCCAUCUCACUUGCAUAUGUGACGGUUUUGCACGAUUACCCAUCGAAUUCUGCAUUUACCCCUUCAGAGGUGUUUUGGGAGCUCAACCUCCUUUACUUCUAUCACACACAGUGAAAUUACCGAACGAGUUUCUUCCCCAUUCUUCUCUUACUCCUUUUUGUAUAACUAUAUUAAGUACUUAACAUUUAUUCUAUUGUCUAAUGUGACAUUAUCAGGGAAGCACAAUUACCAACUAUGCACCCAUAUCCUUCAUAUGGAGGCAGCAUUUUCCUUCGAGAAGCCCAUAAUUUUCACGAGUGACAAGUUCAUCCGAGUCGUUUUGCUGGAACGAGACUGAACAUUUCUCGGAAACGCAAGUAAUUUUUGCCACAAAGGGGCAAUUUCCUCCUAAACGUAUGUAAAUUUAACAUCAAUACAGACUAUAUUGAAGACCUUUCAAGUAUCGAAUGCAUGUCUUUUUUUUCCGCUGCUAGUACAUAGAGAAUCCAAAGCAGGAGAACAUACAGCGUUGUUGCAACAAGUUUUAAAUUGUAAUCAUUUUGACUUGGUCACUUUCACACAAUGAAGGCAAUAAGAUCGAAUUAAGGGACGUAAUAAAUGCUCGUGUAAGACGCAAAGAAAACAUGGCAACAGGGUUUGAUGUCAUAAAACGAGGGGACUUUCUAUUCAAGCGCGUAGCAGCUUCUGAACAGUUCGAAUGGACACCGACACAUACACGCUCUAUGUUAAGCUAAAUAACUCUGCUGCUUCCACGGAUGGAAUGCAUGUGUCAUACAAGUGCCAACGACUCCGCAUAUAGUCUAUAACAAUUUUAACCUACCUACUUGAAUUGUUCUUGACAAGUUACAACCACCUGCCGAAGUAGACAAUGGAACUUUAAUCACUUGUUCAGUUUGAUAUGAACAUUUUCCAUCGAUGCUUUUAUUAAGGAAUGAAACGCGUGUGAUUACAUAUGUGAAAUGAACAAAGUAUCUUCAGACAGGACGGAUCGUCUAUGUGUGAGUCAGUGCCAAGUAAUGAGGCAGUUGUCAAGGGGGAGGGGGGACCUACAUCAGUGCUGCCAUGCAGUACACGGCCAAGCCGCUGUAAAAGUAGAUGCUUGUAGGUAGGCAGACGGUUGGUUUGGUCGUGAAACUCUCGUAUAUUGUGUCUCGUUGGCAAGAAGAAUAUGUUGUCUGGUUGAAGCAGUGUGACCUGCAAAGAAUUUAGUGGAUGCACAGUGUAGUCACGUAGUUUUCAAGUGGUUAAACAAAUGAAGGUGAUUCGCCGUAGCAAUUCCACUUUGUUUUCAUUCGACUCUAUAACGAGUUCCAAAUACGGGAACCUGUUUCAGUGAGACAGAUUGACAGGUUUGGUUCGAACGUGUGUAGUGCUUUUAGAUUGAUGAUGAUGGCUGUCGUGUCUCGCGGUGCUGUGACCUGAUUCAUUGGAAUGUCUUCAUAGCUGACAGAAAUGUCUUCGGACAACAGCAGCGGCAAUGCGAAUUUCAAUCCACGCUAUUGCCUUCCACGACCUGCAUCGACUUCGCCUCGUACUAGUACAUUUCCUGCACCGAAAGAUGGCACGACAGGGAAUGCUGGAUGUCGGCUACACGGAGGAUUGGCAAGAGCCUCCUCCCCCGCUGGCUACGUCACCAUCGGCUCCGUGCGAUAUGGAGUACGCUUCGCUCCAACAACAACAACAACAACAACCAACACACCAGCGCCAAGUGAGCGGGAAGAGGUGCCACCUCGUGGGGACGCCGCGAACAACAGCCGUCAGCACCAGAACCGCAACGAUGGAGAGUGCUGCUGUGGCGUCGUCCAGUUUCCGUGGCGUUCCAUCUCUUCCUCCCGGAUCCCACUUCCCUCCGAGGCUAUGAAUAGACGCGUCGGUAUCUUUAGCCGCAUAAAUAGUGGCGAGCUGGCCCGCGGGCCUGCCAGUGGGAGCACUUUGCAGCACGAGGAUGGAGGAGUGAGGAGGAUGCAGCCUCGCCGCCGGAUCCUGGUUCGCCCCAAACCUGACAUACCUGCGUACCUCAAGUUGUGCAGCUCGCCCUCCCCAGACAGCGAGGCCUGUCACCUCAUCACCCCUACCUGCUCCAGAGACAACCUGGCUGACGAAGGAAACAGCAGGAACACCCUGGACCGUCUGCACAGAUUCCGCCUCGGUGGGGGCGGUGGGGAACAUGGUGUCGAAAGCAAAGGAAAGAAGAAGGCGACCUCGCGGAGCAGCGACAAGGCAGAGCGCUUGCGCGAACUCACUGAGCGACUCAAGAGCGGCGGUUCCUCGUCUAGAGCAGCAGAGUAG